GUCAGCUGAACCAACCCGGAAGCAAAACAAACGGCAGGGAGCAGGCGCAGCAGCAGGCGCGCGCUGCGGACACAAACUGACUUUAUUUUACUUUAAUUUACUUUAUUUUUCUGCUUUGUUGGGCUGAAGACUGACAGCUACGUCACAGGACGGGCGAAACGUCACGGGAUAGGUGAAACACACCGGAGCACGAGACCUGCUGCAGUUUGUCCGAGGCGGAAGUGCUGAGCGGAAGUAGCUGCUCAGUGAUGAAGACCAGUCGGCUCCUGACCGUGCUGGUGGGCGGAGUCUUCUGCUUGGCUGUGAUGUCACUGUACCGCAUGCUGGAGCUGAUGCAGGGGGCGGAGCUUCAGGAGCAUCCGGACACACCUGGUGGACAGGUAGACAACGAUUUGUCCCGCCUCCAGCAGAAGAUCGAUGAGUUGGAGCGUCUCCUCAGCGACAACAACCGCCUGGUUGCUACGCUGCGGGACUCUCUGCUCCAACACAAGGCAUCAUGGGGAAAAGGAGGAGGGGCUAAUGUGAGCUCAGACUCCGCCCACAGCCCAGCUGACACACUACCAGGCUGUCGAUUGGCCAAUGAGUUGAAGGAUGAAACGGACGGCGUGCAGCUGCUGGAUGUUUACGACCUCCUAUCGUUUGACAAUCCUGAUGGCGGCGCCUGGAAACAAGGUUUUGAGAUCAGUUACCAUGGUAACGAGUGGGACGAGCAGCCUCUGGAACUUUUUCUGGUUCCUCACUCGCACAACGACCCAGGCUGGCUGAAGACGUUCGAUGGUUACUAUCAGGAUCAGACAAGACACAUCCUGAACAACAUGCUGAUCAAGCUGAGUGAGGACAGCAGGAGGAAGAUGAUCUGGGCAGAAAUCAGUUAUUUUUCUAAAUGGUGGAAUGACAUCGACGAGCAGAAGAGAGAGAUGGUCAAACGCCUGGUGAGGGCAGGGCAGCUGGAGCUGGUGACGGGCGGCUGGGUGAUGGCCGACGAAGCAAACUCACAUUACUUCGCUCUGCUGGAUCAGCUGAUUGAGGGACACCAGUGGAUCCAGCGACACCUCGGUGUGAAGCCGAGCAGCGGUUGGGCUGUGGAUCCGUUCGGCCACUCCCCCUCUAUGGCCUACCUGCUGAAGGGGGCGGGGCUCCAGGACAUGGUCAUCCAGCGAGUUCACUACGCCGUCAAGAAGCACUUCGCCCGGCAACAGACGCUGGAGUUUCAGUGGCGACAGAGUUGGGACCCCUCCCCCCGCAGUGACAUCACGUGUCACAUGAUGCCGUUCUACAGCUACGAUGUACCGCACACGUGCGGUCCGAACCCGUCGGUCUGUUGUCAAUUUGAUUUCCACCGCCUGCCAGGGGGGCGGGUCUACUGUCCAUGGAGGAUAUCACCGCAGCCAAUCACAGAGCAGAAUGUCCAGGAAAGAGCUCUCCUCCUGUUGGAUCAGUACCGUCAGAAGUCUCGUCUCUUUCGCUCUUCGGUCCUUCUGGUUCCGCUCGGUGACGACUUUCGCUUCACAGACUCGUCUGAGUGGGAUGCUCAGUUCAGCAACUACCAGAAACUCUUCGACUACUUCGACCAGCACCCAGAGCUCCACAUCAAGGCUCGCUUCGGGACUCUGUCAGAUUACUUCACGACUCUCCAUCAGCGUCUGAGCGCAGCAGGUUCCACACUGCCGACGCUCCGCGGCGACUUCUUCACAUACGCCGACCGUGACGAUCAUUACUGGAGCGGAUACUUCACGUCCAGACCGUUUUACAAACGCCUCGACAGAACCAUGGAGGCCACGCUGAGAGCGACAGAAAUCCUUUUUAGCCUGACAUUGGCUGAAAUGCGUCGUUUCCAUGGUAACGGUCAGCUGGCCGCUGAUUUCCCUGCACAUGAGCACUUCCAGCGGCUGACGGCCGGGAGACGGAAUCUGGCAUUGUUUCAACACCACGACGCCGUCACCGGCACCGCCCGCGAUGCUGUGGUGGUGGACUACGGAACCAGAUUGCUUCACUCCAUCCUGAACAUGCGCCAGGUGCUGCAGAGCUCCGCCCACUGGCUGCUUCUAUUGGACAAGAGCGAGUACCACCAUGACCAAUCAAAACCCUUCCUACAAAUGGAUGACGUGAUCUCAGCGCAGGACGCUCUGCCUCAGAAGACGCCGCUCACGCUCAGUGAUGAGCCCAGGUCAUUGAUCAUAUUUAACCCGACUGAGCAGCUCCGUACGUCAGUCGUCAGCAUCGUCGUCGACUCUGCGGACGCUCGUGUUGUCGACACACAAACGGGUCGACCAAUGGCUGCACAGAUCUCUGCGGUGUGGGAGGAGCCGAGCCGGGCAUCCAGAGAAUCUUUCCAGCUCGACUUCGUGGCUGAACUUCCUCCUCUGUCGCUCGCUGUCUAUCAUGUGACCAAAGCCGCUGUUGGCUCCACCCAUCGGGCUCAGUACACCUUCUAUCAUCACGGCAACCCUCUGACCAUCCAGAGCGAACACUUCCAGGUGUCCCACCCAGAGGGGCCUGAGGCCGACGCCCCCCUGUUGCUAAGCAACAAGCACGUCCAGAUGUGGAGCUCCCCGGAGACCGGCCUGCUGCAGAAGCUCCGCCUCCAGUCCGGUCUGGUCCGUCAGCUCCAGGUCCAGUUUCUGUGGUACGGGACCACAUCGAACCGGGACAAGAGCGGAGCCUACCUGUUUCUGCCAGGGAAGGAGGGGGGUCAGCUCUACACAUCCUCAGAGCCGCCCCUGGUCCGGGUCUCCAGAGGUCCGGUCUUCUCCGACAUCACUUCCUGUUUCCAACACUUCACACACAGAGUCCGACUGUACCACCUGGAUGGGCAUGCUGGGCGAUCUGUGGAGAUUUCCAACAUGGUGGACAUCAGGUCAGAGGUCAACCGUGAGCUCGCCAUGAAGCUCGUCACCGAUGUUGCCAACGGCAACCGUUUCUACUCCGACCUCAACAGUUUCCAGAUGCAGCAGCGGCGGACUCUGGCGAAGCUCCCCCUGCAGGCGAACUUCUACCCGAUGUCAUCGGCGUCGUUCCUGCAGGACUCGACGUCUCGCGUGUCUCUGCUGUCGGCUCAGAGUCAGGCCGUCGCCUCGCUCACACCAGGUGAGCUGGAGGUGGUGUUGGACCGGCGGCUGCAGCAGGACGAUAACCGCGGCCUCGGUCAGGGCGUCACCGACAACAAGCUGACGGCCAGUCUCUACCACCUGCUGCUGGAGGACAGGAGGGGUGGGGCUCAGGAAGUGGGAGGAGCCUCAGUUGAACACCUGUCACUGCUCGCCCACCUGUCCUCGCUCUCCCUCUGCCACCCGCCAAUCACCAUGGUUGCCCCAAGCAACAGCCAGCUGCCAAAGCUCCGCCCCUUCCUGCCACUCAGCUCGUCGAUGCCGUGCGACCUUCACCUGCUGAACCUGAGGACGCUGGAGGAUGCACAGGAAGCAGAAACUCCGUCACAGGAAGUGGCUCUGCUCCUCCACAGGAAGGGCUUCGACUGUAGCUCCGCCCCCGACAUGCCACUGCAGUGCACGUGGAGCGCGCACGAGGAGGUGAACUUGGACGAUCUGUUCUCUCCUCUCCGGUUCCGUUCUGUCCGUCAGUCGGGUCUCACUCUGCUACGUGAAGACGAUGAACCGGAAUCCGCCCGGCAACAGCAGCCUCCACGCAUCACUCGCCUGCAGCCAAUGGAAAUCACCGCCUUCCGUGUCGAGAUAGACUGAAAAAUGAAACAUCAUCAACAUUUUGUAAUUUCUGGUAAAAUUGUUCCACUUGUUGUGUCGAUGACACGAGCAGCCAAUCAGAAGGAAUCACUUUAAAACACGUGUUGGAGGGAAAAUACACAAAAGAUCAUUAGUGAAAAAUUAAAAAUGGAGCAUGAAUGUAAACUUAAGUUGACGAGGCAUCUGAAAGUGAUCAGAAGAAACAAAUAACAGAACCAGCUGACAGGACGACAGAAAACUUAAUCAGCCAUGAAACACAAUCAGCAGAAAUCAUCAUUAAUCAUCAUUACAUGUUAUUAAUCAGCCGUGAACAUGAAGAUGAACCAGCGAACCAAGAAAAUCAGUUAUUAUUUCAAAACUGUGGUGAAAUGAAGCCGUUACACUUUUAAUUAACCCGUCAAAGGUCGUCAUGGUGACGGCAACACAACGGGACCAAACACAUCGUUAGUGCUUAAUGAAUGUUUAUAAGUGUGUGUGCGUGUGUCUCACUGCUGUUUCGAAUUUUUUUCUUCUUUUUUUUUCACCAAAAUGUGGAAUUGUGGGUGAAAUGUCUGACUGACUGACUGACUGAUCGAUUGAUGAUCAGUGGACGUGCAGCUCAGGGUGUGUGUGUGUGUGUGUGAGUUCCUAUUGAUUAUUGAUGAUUUAUUAUUGAUUAUGAGCACAUAUUGACCUGCUGACAUGUUGAAUGAUGUUUUCUGUAUUUUACUGUGAAACAACUUCUGGGUUUUGUUUAAUUAAGAAAUUCUGUAUAUUUUCUAUCAGCGGGUUUAUUUCUCAGAUGUUUAUUUAAAAGCUAAAAAUGUAUUUUUCUAUCACGACUGUUAAACAUUUUGUGCUUUUUCUGUGUUUGGGGAGAUUUUAUGGUUUUAAUACUAAAUAAAUUAUUGUUUAAUUGAA
Acanthopagrus latus (yellowfin seabream) is the source of this 4598-nucleotide messenger RNA. RefSeq names its product mannosidase, alpha, class 2A, member 1 (gene man2a1). Gene Ontology annotation, molecular function: alpha-mannosidase activity; carbohydrate binding. The record is from RefSeq and is a predicted model, not a curated record. Gene Ontology annotation, cellular component: Golgi membrane. The transcript has 24 exons. Lineage: Eukaryota; Metazoa; Chordata; Actinopteri; Spariformes; Sparidae. The coding region runs from base 249 to 3698 and encodes 1149 amino acids. Gene Ontology annotation, biological process: mannose metabolic process; N-glycan processing; protein deglycosylation.